AUGAAGAAGUAUAACGAUCCUCUCGCUCUGCUACCACUUCUGGAUCGUGGAUACCUAUCGCACCACUUCUUUAACCCCUAUCUUCGGAGUCUGUUGCAGAAAUUGCCGUAUUCCGAAAAGGAAGACCCCGGGUGUCUUGUCCUCGUCGAUAAUCAUGCUCGUGCUUCUGUGCUGUGCCGUCAAUGCUCCGAGGAGAGAAAGACAUGUAUCACUACCUCCGCGGGUAUGCUUGGUAAUGCUCACGAUUUCGCCAAUAUUCUCGAGUGGCAAGUGGUUCUGAUGGACUCAGACCAGUGGAAUGCGGAUGUUAAGCGUACUGUUCUCGAAGAGACAUUGAACCUGGCUAUCGCAUUUGACUGUGCGGAGUCGGCCCAUGCCCGUCAGUUUGGUCUGAAGGGAACCCGAAAGGCCGUUGGGGUAUGA
This is a messenger RNA of Aspergillus piperis CBS 112811, 423 nucleotides long. RefSeq lists its product as uncharacterized. The transcript has 3 exons. The record is from RefSeq and is a predicted model, not a curated record. Lineage: Eukaryota; Fungi; Ascomycota; Eurotiomycetes; Eurotiales; Aspergillaceae. The coding region runs from base 1 to 423 and encodes 140 amino acids.